Messenger RNA from Fusarium sp. VM40, 1047 nucleotides. NCBI's taxonomy places the organism in Eukaryota, Fungi, Ascomycota, Sordariomycetes, Hypocreales, Nectriaceae. The record is from the annotation of a GenBank genome assembly.
AUGACUUCCCGACCACUGUCCUCGUCAACAGGAAAACCCCCACCUUCAGAACCACGGCCAAGUUCUUCAGUUCUUGUGGUUUCACCAGUCAAUGAGGUGCUACUUCUUCACCGCGUGCACACAUCCACAUCGUUUGCCUCGGCGCAUGUCUUCCCUGGUGGGAACUUAGACCCUUACCAUGAUGGUUACAUCCCCGCCGAAGACUCGCCAGAGAGGCAUCAUGACGGUCACGCUUACAGGAUAGGCGCUAUCAGAGAGACGUUCGAAGAGACGGGUAUUUUGUUAGCCAAGAAGGAUAAUGAGCUCAUAAACUUGAGCAGUGAGGAUAGAGAUCGGGCAAGGAAACAGAUACAUAACAACCAGAUCAAGUUUAUGGACUGGCUGAAGUCUUUAGGCGCUGAGCCAGAUCUUGACGGCCUUAUCCCCUUUACGCGGUGGAUCACACCAGCAAUCAACACCAAACGCUUCACCACUCAGAUGUAUCUCUACAUGCUCCCGCAAUCACGCAAAGACAUGCCUUCAGAGAUGCUCAUCCCAACACCCGACAACGGCGUUGAACACACAGCCGCUCUCUUUGCACCCGCUAAAUCCUUCCUCUCACGCGCCGCCACAAACAGCAUUAUUCUCUUCCCACCACAGGCAUAUCUUCUUACCCUCGUCGAUGAAAUCUUCCAAGAAUUGAAUCAAUCUUUAGAAACACCUGACCCCCAACAGAUCACAGUGCAGCGAAAUAAGCUACUCACUUUUCUAGAGAAAGUACCCACUGCGGAGACAGCAAAGGGCCAGGACCAUAAGACAGCUAUGAUUCCGUGGGGCGACAAAGUUAUGAGCCCGCAUAAUCUGUUUAUAAGGAAACAAGACAAAAGGAUUGUUUUGGGGCUAGAUAAGCCAGGUCCGGAACUUAGAGGCUCGGAUAGAGGAGGUGAUUGGGAACGUGUGGUUCUUGUAAACUUUGGCAAAGGCGGGCCUAGUGAUGUCGAAGUUCGCAGGCGAGAAGACGUCCUGAAGGAAGAAAGGAAGGGUAAAGAUGACGAGGUGAAGUUGUGA